Messenger RNA from Brassica oleracea var. oleracea, 410 nucleotides. Its product is annotated as DNA-directed RNA polymerase II subunit 2-like. The annotation marks the transcript as partial. The transcript has 3 exons. Gene Ontology annotation, biological process: DNA-templated transcription. Gene Ontology annotation, molecular function: DNA binding; DNA-directed RNA polymerase activity; ribonucleoside binding. Lineage: Eukaryota; Viridiplantae; Streptophyta; Magnoliopsida; Brassicales; Brassicaceae. The record is from RefSeq and is a predicted model, not a curated record. Gene Ontology annotation, cellular component: RNA polymerase II, core complex.
AUGAGUACGAACCAAGUUUAUGUUUUCAAGAAGCGACAGCCAAAUAAGUAUGCAUAUGUUGGCGAAGUCCGUUCCAUGGCUGAGAACCAAAAUAGACCUCCAAGCACCAUGUUUGUGCGCAUGCUUGCUCGUGCUAAUGCCAAAGGGGGUUCAUCUGGGCAGUAUAUUCGGUGUACUCUACCAUACAUCAAAAAAGAAAUUCCUAUUAUCAUUGUCUUUCGUGCCUUGGGAUUUGUUGCCGAUAAGGACAUCUUGGAACAUAUUUGCUAUGACUUUGCCGACACUCAGAUGAUGGAGUUGCUCAGGCCUUCCUUGGAAGAGGCUUUCGUUAUUCAAAAUCAGCUGGUUGCACUUGACUAUAUCGGGACACGCGGUGCACCCCCUGGUGCACCCAAGGAAAAGAGGAUAAA